CGCUCCUUUCAGUUGGUUGCGAUCCGCCGAUACAAAUUUAAAGAAGAAUAAGAUGUCUCUGAGACUGACUGAGGUCACAUGCAAGAAUUAGCUAGGUACGUGAAGACAACAUCAAUAAAGCUGGAUUUUGACAACAAGUUAUCUCGUAACUAACAGGACUUGCUGAGAAGAACCCACAUCCUUCACCAUGUUCCUUACCAUGGUCCUGCUGAGGAAAGGCAUCUCUGGCAAGCAGUGGAUCGGGAAGUACCGCCGGCCGCGUGCCAUCACCUGGCAGAUGAAACGCAACAUGCUGGUGCACCUGGAGCGCGAGGCGGAGAACGAGUACUGGAUCUCCCGGCCGUACAUGACCACAGAGCAGGAGAGAGGACACGCCGCUGAGCGCCGAGCACAGAACUGGAUCAAAAUUAAGGAGACCAAGUUUCAAAAGUUUCCAGAACAUAAGUAUGUUGCAGAUCAUCUAAGUCACCUCAACACGACCAAGACAUGGUCAAGUUAAUGAGGAGGAAGCAUUGACUUUGUGUGGGGAGAUGGAGAGGGGGCAUGCAUGUUAACUGCCAUUUGACUCCUGUGUGUCUUAAUGUAUGUAAUGUGUAUGAACUAUGGAGUGUUGGUAAUUAUAUCUUUAUAAAGCAAGCUCAUAUUUAAAAACAA
Messenger RNA from Salvelinus fontinalis (brook trout), 654 nucleotides. Its product is annotated as ribosomal protein 63, mitochondrial-like. Gene Ontology annotation, cellular component: mitochondrial ribosome. The record is from RefSeq and is a predicted model, not a curated record. NCBI's taxonomy places the organism in Eukaryota, Metazoa, Chordata, Actinopteri, Salmoniformes, Salmonidae. The transcript has 2 exons. The coding region runs from base 188 to 499 and encodes 103 amino acids. Gene Ontology annotation, biological process: mitochondrial translation. Gene Ontology annotation, molecular function: structural constituent of ribosome.